AUGACAAUAGCACUUAUGAAUGCCGCAUUGGAAUCCUUUCAGCGAUAUGAAUUCAGAUUUUGGUACGCGAUCAUCAGGACAUGUUCUAACGAAAGCAUCAUCAGUGACAUGAAUUUUCCGGCUGUCUCUCUUCCGUCUUAUCCAAAUUUGGAGUUGUUUGGUCACCAAAUUGCGCACCAAAAGCAGUUACUCGCGUCGCCAACACCGGACAUCGACACCGUCGCUACUCAAUCUGCUCCACCACUUUCACCGAUUCAUAAACCCUCACCUAGCUCUCAGCAAUUGCCUCGCUAUCAGGAGAAAAGCUCGCCGCCGUCAGAUGCUGCUCCCGAUCCUAUUAUCGGUCAUGUUCUCGCGUCCAAGAAAUUUUCAUGUUCGAGCCCCGAGUGCGCCGGGUCAACAUUUAAUCGCCAAGCUGAUUUUCGCCGUCACUACAACGAGAAGCAUGUUUCACUGAAAAUCGAGCAUUUCUGUCCCUUUGCAGGAUGCCAACGUUCGGCAAAGCCGUCUGGAGGGAAGAGCAAGAGACGCAGCUUUGGGGGAAGGAAGGAUAAAAUGAAGGAACACAUUCGCAACCAGCACAAGAAGGUGGGUAGAAAACGUAAAAUGACCAUGCCUGACGAGGAUGAAGAGGAUGAGGAGGAAGAUGACGACGACGAUGAAAGCCUUUCGGACGACCAAGUACAGCGCAAGACUCGCCGUCGACGACAUUGA
This is a messenger RNA of Dothidotthia symphoricarpi CBS 119687, 714 nucleotides long. RefSeq lists its product as uncharacterized. The record is from RefSeq and is a predicted model, not a curated record. The transcript is spliced from 2 exons. Bases 1 to 714 code for a protein of 237 amino acids. Lineage: Eukaryota; Fungi; Ascomycota; Dothideomycetes; Pleosporales; Dothidotthiaceae.